AUGACUUCCCAUGCACCCAGUUCCUGCUGCUACAAGGGCGUCAAGCAUGAGGGGCAGCCCGUCGGCAGUCUCUCCACCGUCAAGGACUUUGAGGUCUACACCUCUUAUCCCGAGAACAAAUCGACCAACUAUGCUGUGUUGAUUCUCACCGACGUCAUAGGCCACAAGUUCAACAACGCUCAGCUCAUCGCCGACCAGUUCGCUGCCAACGGCUACUUCGUGUUCAUGCCGGAUCUGUUCCAUGGCGAUCCAGUCCCAUUGAACCGCGGCCCCGACUUUGUUUUAGCAAAAUGGCUGGAGGGCCAUGGGGCGGAGAGGGUUGAUCCUAUCGUGGAAGCUAGUAUUACCGAGCUACGCGAGAAGUACAAGGUGAAGAAAAUCGCCGCCGUCGGAUACUGCUUCGGCGCCAAAUACGUCGUCCGUCAUCUCCACCCCAAACAAAACAAAAUCGACGUCGGCUACGUCGCUCACCCAUCUUUCGUCGAGGCCGACGAACUCAAGGCCAUUGGUGGUCCCUUCAGCAUCUCCGCUGCAGAGACCGACACCAUCUUCCCGACCGAGAAGCGUCACGAAUCCGAAAUCAUUCUCAAGGAGACCGGUCUCCCAUACCAGAUCAACCUAUACAGUGGUGUCGUUCACGGAUUCGCGGUUCGAGCCGAUUUGAGUGAUAGGGUGGCCAAGUAUGCAAAGGAGAAUGCUUUCUUGCAGGCUGUGGAGUGGUUUGAGGAGUAUCUUAAGAACUGA
Talaromyces marneffei is the source of this 744-nucleotide messenger RNA. RefSeq lists its product as uncharacterized. Gene Ontology annotation, molecular function: hydrolase activity. The coding region runs from base 1 to 744 and encodes 247 amino acids. The transcript has 3 exons. Lineage: Eukaryota; Fungi; Ascomycota; Eurotiomycetes; Eurotiales; Trichocomaceae. The record is from RefSeq and is a predicted model, not a curated record.